Fraxinus pennsylvanica is the source of this 369-nucleotide messenger RNA. Lineage: Eukaryota; Viridiplantae; Streptophyta; Magnoliopsida; Lamiales; Oleaceae. The record is from the annotation of a GenBank genome assembly.
AUGCACCAGUGGCUAUGUUACUAUGCCAGAAGACUUGUGUUCACGAAGAGAGAGAGUAGAUGCGUUGUACAUUUAUGGGUAUUGGGACGGUCGAUUCUUCUGAUUGGGGCUCAGGCGGUUGCCCAUUUGCCAAAUGUGCUUCUGGAAAUGUUGCUACUGAGGAUGUUGUCUACAUUAAAUGGACUAGGAGUGAAGACAAAUUGCAAUUGCCUUGAGCAAAACGACUGCUACUGCCUCCAAGCUUUGAGCAUAGUUGCUUUUGUUAUGUGCAAUGGCAUAGUUAAGAACUGGGUGGUGGUUGGAAGAAUGGUGAUAUUAUGGCUCUUCUGCACUCUGCACUCCAUUCUGGCCAUUUAUUGCCUUCUUUAA